CCCUCCUCUCCUCUCCUCUUCUCUCCUGUCCUCUCUUCCAGCGUGGAUUUUGUCAAAUGGUCUUCUCAGGGGAUGCUGAGGAUGAGUCCAGAUGCCAUGAAUUCACUCUUCAAACCCACCAUAGACCACAUCAUCCAACAUCUCACCGAGCUCUUCGAAAAGCCAGAGGUGAGCGACAUUAAGUUUCUGUUCUUAGUAGGAGGUUUCGCUGAGUCCCCCCUGCUGCAGCAAGCUGUCCAGAACAUGCUCCAAGGCCGUAGCCGCAUCAUCAUACCCCAUGAUGUUGGUCUCACCAUUCUAAAAGGUGCUGUGCUGUUUGGCCUGGACCCCAGCGUCAUUAAAGUCCGCCGCUCACCUCUCACAUAUGGGGUGGGCGUCCUCAAUCGCUUUGUGGAGGGGAAGCACCCACCAGAGAAGCUGCUGGUGAAGGAUGGCACGCGCUGGUGCACUGACGUCUUUGACACCUUCAUUGCUGCUGACCAGUCUGUGGCACUUGGUGAGAUGGUAAAGCGGAGCUACACACCAGCCAAGCCCUCUCAGCAGGUUAUCGUCAUCCAUGUCUACUGCACGGAGAAGGAGAUUGCAGGGUUCAUCAGUGAACCCGGCGUGAGAAAGUGUGGGACACUUCGUUUGGAUGUGAGCGGAACUGAAAGCACAGCACCACGGCGUGAGAUCCAAACGCUCAUGCAGUUUGGUGACACAGAGAUUCGUGCCAUGGCGGUGGAUGUGUCCACUGGACGCACCGUCAAAGCUAGCAUUGACUUCCUGAGCCAUUAAGAGGGGAACCAGAGAGCUAAGCAACAAAAUAGUUGGAAGCAAUGGAAAUGAAAACAUACAGCUUACACACACACACACACACACACACACACACACACACACACAAUCACAAUAAGCUGGGGAUAUUUAGUGAAAAGUGGUUAAUGUUAAUGAAUCCCAAGGCUCGGUUCGUCACAGUUUAAGCGUGGGUGGUAGACUGUCUGAUGAAAGGGUUAAACUUCGGCUCAAAUUCAGGCUAACAUUCAACUGUAGAAUCCAAGUUACAACAAAGAAAAGGACAAACUGGAUGAGUUCAGUGUGUUGUAGAUCCAUCAAGAUUCAGGCUUCUUCACUGUUGAUGUCUGAUCACUUCUCCUCAGUCUAAUGCAUCUUUACAUGUGUCACUUGUUUUUUCAUUUUGUAUGUUUAAAGUACCAAACAGAUCGUAACAUGUCAUCAAUUUUGAUUAAAGGUCUUAAUACUACUCUACUUAAUCAGCAUCCUCACUACAGUUCUGAGGAUCAUAUUAGUGGUAUUGCAUGAUUCAAACAUGAUGUAAACUGUUAUACACCAAAGCACUCCACUGCAAUGAACACGCUUAGUUUAGCUUAGCUUAGCUUAGCUUAUCUUAGCUUAGCUUUUGGUCUAUUUGAGUUCGCCAAAUCCUAAAGACACAUGGCCAGCUCACUUCCUUCCUGUGUAAAAAACAAAACAAAAUAUGGAUACAUCGGGCAUGGCCACAAUACACUUUAAUUCAAUUCAAUUUUAUUUAUAUAGCUUAAUAUCAAAACAGAAGUUAUCUCAGGACACUUUCCAUAUCGGGCAGGUUUAGACCAUACUCAACUCAGACAGAUUCUUGUUUAUUUAGAUUUUAGAGAUGUUUUUCACCUCCACCAGCUCCUGACAAAAAAUCUGUCUCUUUAGCUGCUAGAUUCUCCGCUAUGUUCACCAGCUGGUCUCUAACCAUGUCUGUCUGCAGUUUGCUGUACGGGAGCUAAUAUACAGUUGCCUGUGACACUGAACCAAACUGUAACACUGCGUACAAUAAAACCAAACCAAUAUUCUUAAUGAUGCCCAUGGUGAGGGAAACCACAGUUGAGUGACAUUUCUUAUGGCAUCACAACAAGCAUUGCAAACUACGUAUAUGGCCAUUUACUGAUUGAGAAAAAGGUUUUUGUUGGACAUCUUCACUUGUUGCUGUUGACAUUACCUACUUAAAUACUCUAGAAUACUGACGCACAGCAGUUACCAUAAAUGUACUGAUAUCCAUCCCAAUGUGGACAAUAGGACAUCAAUCUAAAAACUGAUGACAUGCUUUAGGGAAUGACUGGCAACAAUGUCAAGUAUCUGAUCUUAAUAAAUAGUUGGACAAAUAUAUAAAUAGGCCAUGUCAAGUCAAAACCACUUUAAGAGUUCCACAGUUAAAUCUGUAUCCGAGGCUAAAAGCAAUUAUAGCCAUCAAAUGCGCUCAGUUAUUGUCUUUAUUUGUUUCUGCUUCUGAUGAUGAAUCCAGGUGUGACAAAUAAUGAAGUAUGUUUAUUUCUGUAAAUACAGUAUUUAAAUAUUGUACAGAUUUUUAGCGUUGUUUCAGCAGCUUGUGUGUGUGUGCGUGCUUCCACAUGAACAUCUCUUAACGUUUUUUUUCUCACCAGCCAUAGCAUAAGCGGCCGAGGCAGGUUUGAUUGCUAUAUUCAUUUAAUGUGAGAGAUUGGAUGUGUUGCCUGUGCCUUUUUCUUUUUUUUUUUUUUUUGCAAUCA
Messenger RNA from Larimichthys crocea (large yellow croaker), 2513 nucleotides. RefSeq names its product heat shock 70 kDa protein 12A. The record is from RefSeq and is a predicted model, not a curated record. Bases 73 to 777 code for a protein of 234 amino acids. The transcript has 2 exons. Lineage: Eukaryota; Metazoa; Chordata; Actinopteri; Sciaenidae.